This is a messenger RNA of Encephalitozoon hellem ATCC 50504, 735 nucleotides long. RefSeq lists its product as uncharacterized. The transcript has a single exon. NCBI's taxonomy places the organism in Eukaryota, Fungi, Microsporidia, Unikaryonidae. The record is from RefSeq and is a predicted model, not a curated record. Bases 1 to 735 code for a protein of 244 amino acids.
AUGAAUGCUAUCUCAAGCUUGGUGCUUCUAGGAUGGGCCAUGUGUCUAGAGAACACAGCUAAGACGUUCGACCCUGUCCUUCCCGAGACAACUUUCUACAGACCGGACAUCUCAUCUUCCAGCAAGUACUCAUUGCUCACAUCCAAGCCCGAGGUGCCGAACAAGAGCACAAGCCUGCAGAGUCCUGUGGCAUUUGGAGAAGGAAACUUCUAUAAGCUCUUACACCCAUCAAUGACACGAUUGACCGACUACUUCAACUCGCAUAGCUCUGAAUUCAGCAACUGGUAUCUUUCGCCAAGUCUGAUUAUGAGUAAGGAUCUAAAAGAACAAAUCACCUCAGGCCUGUACAAGGCCCAGCCCCAAGGGGAUAAGGAGUUGAAAGAGUUCUGGGGAUCUAUAAUGGGAGAGCUUCUCAUCAGAGACUUGCCUGAGCUGAAGUCGAAUCUUGCAGAACUGAAGGAAAUACAAAAUGAAGAAAGAAAGAAGAAGAGCAUAGCCGAGCUUAAGGACAUUAACAACAGGAAGAUUAAGGAAGAAGACAGCUUCUUCGGAGCUGCAUGGUUCAUUCUGGACUGCCUUUCUCUCGGGGUUUCAAACCGCAAUGCAGAGAGCUACACAGAUGUGAUUGGGCCGUUUGUGGAUGCAGCUGUUGCCUUCAAGGCUCUUGAGCACAAUUUUUCGAAUAUAAUUGGAUCUUCUAGGAGCCUAUCCUCCUCCUCUGCAAGCAAGGUCUAA